This is a messenger RNA of Ogataea angusta, 1734 nucleotides long. RefSeq lists its product as uncharacterized. The record is from RefSeq and is a predicted model, not a curated record. The coding region runs from base 1 to 1734 and encodes 577 amino acids. The transcript has a single exon. NCBI's taxonomy places the organism in Eukaryota, Fungi, Ascomycota, Pichiomycetes, Pichiales, Pichiaceae. Gene Ontology annotation, biological process: regulation of DNA-templated transcription; DNA-templated transcription. Gene Ontology annotation, molecular function: DNA binding; DNA-binding transcription factor activity, RNA polymerase II-specific; zinc ion binding.
AUGGUGCUCAAUAAAGAGACUCGCCAAAUCAAGUUUUCUAUUCAGAAACCCAAACGGCCGCCCCUCAGGCGCAGCAGCCAGCCGGCGUGUGUGCGCUGCCGCCGCCGGCACGCCAAGUGCGACGGCAACGGGGGGCCUUGCUCCCAGUGCGCGGCUGCUCGCAAGAACUGCGAGUACCAGCAGGCCGAGCGCAAGGUGCUGCUCAAGGAGUCUGCCGUGGCGGAGAUGCGCGACCACGCGGCCCAGCUGGCCGCCGAGAAUGCGCGGCUGCGCGCGCUGCUCGACGGCGCGACGCCGUGCAAGGGCCACAGUCUUGUUGACUCCGAGCUGCACAGCGCACUGUUGCAAGAUAACCCGGCAGCCAUAACCAGCAUAACCGUCGUGGUGUCCAAAAUCGGCCAUAUCUGCAAUGUCGCCAUCGGCACCGCUGCCGCACAGGUGUUUCUGCCCUUUUACAACGACGCGCUCGCCGCCAUAGACACGUUCGAAACGUACACCGCGGGCUAUUAUUUCUUCAACGAUGGAGUGCUCAGGCAGAAAUUGUACGAGUUAUACGACGCCGACGAAAUCGAUAGCCUGCCCUCGCACGCCACCGCGCUCCUCAUCUGCCAGCUCGAGCUCGUCCUCGCCCUCGCGGAGCUGUUCCAGAACCCCAAACCGUGUGCUGCUCCCGUCCGGCUGUUCGGGCUGCUCUUGGCGUCAGGAACAGUUCACAACGUCGCAGACACCGUCGGUCUCGAGACUCUGCUGCUGUACAGCUACUUCCUCCUCCAGACGCACGGCCCCGACGCCGCCAGUUAUACCUCGCAAGCCGCGCGUCUCGCACUCACACACAAGUACCACUGCGCCGCCACAGAGCACCGCCGCCGGCUGCUCUGGACCAUAUACACCCAGGAACGCGCGAUUGCCGCGGCCCAGGGCUCGCCAGUGCUGCUGCACGAUCACGUGCUCCAAUGCGAGCUGCCAGGAACUGCCCGCCUCGAACACCAGCACCCGUUCGUGUUUCCCGACCCGGAACCGCAGCUCGAACUCGUCGCCGUGACCAAACUCAACUGCAACGCCUUACGUAAGCUACACCCGGCGCCCACGAGCUGCGUAGCCCCGGUGCGCGAGAAGGUGGUGGGUCUGCUGCGGUGGAAGCGCGCCGUGCACGAGAGCGUCGACUGCGACUACAGUCUCAAGGAGGUGCACAACUCGCGCGCCACGGCCAACAUCAUGCUCGAGUACUUCCAGGGCCUGAAUCUCGCCGUGCGCCCGCUGCUGCUCGAGCGUUCCGUCGCCCAGCGCGGCCGCGGCUUCAUGAGCCUGCAGGACUGUCCGAGCACACAGCUCUCGCUGCUCAACGCGUCGUUCCAGGCCUCCAUGAACACCGUGCGGUGUCUCUGGAGCCUGUGGGAGAGCGGCCAAUUUGUACAGGGCGGCCGCUCCGAUUUGGAGUACCUGUACAGCGCAGUGGCGACACUCGUGCUGUUCAACGUGACGUUCGGCGUGCACGAGACCACGCGGUUCCACAUCGACCACGCGCUCGCCGUGAUGCACGGCCUGGCGCAGUGCGACGGCGCGCGACUCGGCCGGCUGUUUCUCGCGCAGACCCUUGCGUUGAUGGAGGCUCUGGACGGCAGCGCGCACCCGCUGCUGGCACGGUACCGCACAGACAGUCCGGCAACAAAGCCCCAGGGCUUUGCAGCCAACGUGUCGGUCGACGAGAUGCUCUCUGCUCUGCUUGUCACGUGA